Molecule: messenger RNA, 423 nt
Organism: Letharia columbiana
Lineage: Eukaryota; Fungi; Ascomycota; Lecanoromycetes; Lecanorales; Parmeliaceae
Exons: 2
Coding region: 1-423 (140 amino acids)
Source: RefSeq, a predicted model, not a curated record
AUGUACGCAGGGACCCACUGCGUGAGGCUACUGAGACUAGCAGAAGACGGAGAAGGAGACGGUGAUGGAGACGGUGACGGAGACGGAGACGGAGACGGAGACGGAGAAGGAGACGGAGAAGGAGACGGAGAAGGAGACGGAGAAGGAGACGGAGAAGAAGAAGGAGAAGGAGACGGAGACGGAGACGGGAGAAGAAGACGGAAGACGGAGAAGGAGAAGGAGACGGAGAAGGAGACGGAGAAGGAGACGGAGACGGAGACGGAGACGGAGACGGAGACGGAGACGGAGACGGAGAAGGAGAAGAAGAAGGAGAAGAAGAAGAAGAAGAAGAAGUCUUCGAGGGAUGGUGCGGUUGAUAGGCGAGGCUGGAGUGCAACGCGUUGGGCGCGGGAUAAUGGGGUGGGUCGUGGUGGGAGAGCCUGA